UUAUUGUGUAAAAGCGCACGGAGGCGGUUUAUUUGCGCAUUAUCAAUUUAUAAAACAUUACAUUAACGGAACAAAGCAGCAUACAAGCAAAAUGUCAACGGCAGAGCCAACACCCAAUUUAGGCCAAGAGGCCACUGACAAUGCAGAACCCAAAGAUAAAGAAGAAACUGUGGAUAUGACAUUCACAAAGGAAGUUCGUCAGGCAACAAAAGAUGUCCACAAGUUGACUGAUGUAUUAGUUAAUGCCAAAUUCGCAAUAGCACUUUCGGACGAUGAGGUUUGGUACGAUGGACUUUUGGUCUUUUACGAAUUAUAUAAAUUCUUUGAGACCAACUUGCCGGAGCGCCUGCUGCCCAAGGAGCUGCAUCGUACGGCUGCCUUUGAGCGUGACUUUGACUACUUCUAUGGGUCCGACUGGCGCAAGUCAUAUGAGCCGCGUCCGGCUGUCCAAACGUAUAUAGCCCAUCUGGAGCAGAUGGCCGCUAAAAAUGAGGUACUCCUCUUCGCCUUUGCCUUUCAGAUGUACAUGGCAUUAAUGUCCGGUGGUCAGUUGCUGCAAAAAAAACGUAUGAUUGCCCGAAAGCUGUGGAUAUUUCCCAAAGAUAGCGUUGAGCAGGUGCAACAGAAACAGGCCGAAACGGAUGCUGCAGCGGCAACCGCCCGAGCAGCCGCAACAGCCGAAAAUGAUGGCAUUCAAGAUGAAAACGAUCUGCGGGCCAGGCCAAUGCCCGAGCAGGUCACCAUUUCCCAGGUGGGCUGUGAGGCCACAUACUUUCCAAUUAGAAUACCCUUGCUGAAGAACAAGCUACGCCGUAUCUUCAAUGACGUCUACGGCAAACUGGAUGAUGAGAUGCGUGCCGAGUAUAUUGAACAGAGUCGCAAUGUUUUUCGCAUGAAUAUCGAGCUGCUUCGCACCGUCAAAGGUGUGAAUCGUGCUAAUCUCAAGAAACUGGCCAUUGCUGUUGUCUUUAUAACCAGUAUUUAUGUGGCUUUCAAAUUGGCUGUUAAGUAAUGUUCUAGUUGUAUAAUUAAAUAUUUUAUUAUAUGUAUUUGAGAUUAGUUGUUAAUUCCAGAGUUUAUAUAUGCUUGUUUGAACCAAAGGCAAUAAAUUACAUGUUAAAUGCAGAUCAAGCUGUAAUUGCUUAUGCAAUA
Messenger RNA from Drosophila grimshawi, 1152 nucleotides. RefSeq names its product heme oxygenase 2 (gene Ho). Gene Ontology annotation, molecular function: heme oxygenase (decyclizing) activity. Gene Ontology annotation, biological process: heme oxidation. The transcript has 2 exons. The record is from RefSeq and is a predicted model, not a curated record. The coding region runs from base 92 to 1012 and encodes 306 amino acids. NCBI's taxonomy places the organism in Eukaryota, Metazoa, Arthropoda, Insecta, Diptera, Drosophilidae.